This is a messenger RNA of Homarus americanus (American lobster), 723 nucleotides long. RefSeq lists its product as uncharacterized. Bases 289 to 723 code for a protein of 144 amino acids. The transcript has 2 exons. NCBI's taxonomy places the organism in Eukaryota, Metazoa, Arthropoda, Malacostraca, Decapoda, Nephropidae. The record is from RefSeq and is a predicted model, not a curated record.
UUUAGCAUAGGCGGCUCGCACACCCACUGUGAUCUCUGCUACAAUUGUUACCUUCUCUCGCUAUGGACUCGACCCCCGCGAUACUUACACCAGUUAAUUAGUGAUUUUCCCUCGAAAAGGACUUAAGACUCGGCCAAUUAAAGUGUAUUCCAUCCUUCGACACGUCUGGCUCAGGGCGCCUCCAGUGUACACAAGAAUCUUUGAGAGCGGCGACGGGCGUCAUCGUGGAGGUGGGCGGCGUCCGCGGCAUGAUCAGCUGGUGACGCCCCACGCCCGCCCGCCUACGCCAUGAUGGACCGCGGCACCGUGCACGUGACGGCGCCUUCGCUGCACGCCCACGCCCACAUGACGGCUCUGACGGCACCAACACUGCCUCAGCGCUCCCCCUUCGCCAUCCAGGAGUUGCUGGGCCUUAGCUCUCAGUCCGAGUCCCCGCCCGCGCCGCCCUCGUCUUCUUCCCUGGGCGCGGGCGGGUCUCUGGGCGCGGCGCCGCACCUCCUCUACUCACGCCACGCCCUUGCUGCCCACCAGCAGCACGCCCUCUUCCAGGACUCCCGCCAUGUCUGGAUGAAUCAUGCCCUUCUACCAGGCAUGGGCAUGGGCGGGCUGGGUGGCCAUGUCACGCCUGUUAGUAUGGGCGGCGGCGGCAUGCCCUCCAUGUUGGGCUUAAGACACGACCCUCACGCCGCCCCACCGCCCGACGCCCACAGUCCAGGUAAGUAA